CCCUUCCAGUCCGGACGCUUUCCCCCCCUUCCAGUCCGGACGCUUUCACCCCCUUCCAGUCCCGGACGCUUUCACCCCCUUCCAGUCCGGACACUUUCCCCCCCUUCCAGUCCGGACACUUUCCCCCCCUUCCAGUCCGGACACUUUCCCCCCCUUCCAGUCCAGCCGGAGACUUUCCCCCCCUUCCAGUCCGGACACUUUCCCCCCCUUCCAGUCCGGACGCUUUCCCCCCUUCCAGUCCGGACACUUUCACCCCCUUUCCCCCCAGUCCAGGCCAAUUUUCAGCUUUCAGCGCUAUCACACUUUGAA
Molecule: messenger RNA, 309 nt
Organism: Staurois parvus
Lineage: Eukaryota; Metazoa; Chordata; Amphibia; Anura; Ranidae
Source: the annotation of a GenBank genome assembly